Molecule: messenger RNA, 1145 nt
Organism: Oryzias latipes (Japanese medaka)
Lineage: Eukaryota; Metazoa; Chordata; Actinopteri; Beloniformes; Adrianichthyidae
Product: histone H2A-like
Cellular component (GO): nucleosome
Molecular function (GO): protein heterodimerization activity; structural constituent of chromatin; DNA binding
Source: RefSeq, a predicted model, not a curated record
GAAAAGAACAUUAAAUAUGUCUGGACGUGGAAAGACUGGCGGAAAAGCCCGUGCCAAGGCAAAGACCCGCUCCUCCCGCGCUGGUCUGCAGUUCCCCGUGGGUCGUGUCCACAGACUGUUGCGUAAAGGCAACUAUGCGGAGCGUGUGGGAGCCGGAGCCCCCGUGUACCUGGCCGCCGUGCUGGAGUAUCUGACCGCUGAGAUCCUGGAGCUGGCCGGAAACGCCGCCCGCGACAACAAGAAGACCAGGAUCAUCCCCCGUCACCUGCAGCUGGCUGUCCGCAACGACGAGGAGCUCAACAAGCUGCUGGGCGGAGUCACCAUCGCUCAGGGCGGCGUGCUGCCCAACAUCCAGGCGGUGCUGCUGCCCAAGAAGACCGAGAAGCCCGCCAAGACCAAGUAGAUACUUAAUGAUCCACCAACAACACAACGGCUCUUUUAAGAGCCAAACACGUCUCUCUUUCAAAGCAUCAUCCUCUAAUUAUAUGCUAUGUUAAACAUAAAACCUGGCAUAUUUAAUGUCUCUAAACCCUUUGUAGGAUUUACUUAACACAUUUCUCUUUACUGAAGAAACUGCCCUGCGAGAAAGAUCUUCUGAUACAAAUGUUGAUAAGCUUUGUAAGCUUCUUUUACCUAUACUCUGUGGUUCACAAGCGCUUUUUAUUUUUUAUAGAAAUUUUACAGAAAAGCUGUUUGCACUGAGUCGACAGACAUUUAAUCUGUGCUGUAUAUCGUGUGUGUGUGUAUACAGUAGUUGUGAAAAUAAAGUUGACUUGACGUUGCAUACCUAACAUAAUUGGUCUUUAAUUCUUUUAGUAUCUAAGGCUUUUCAAAAGCAUUGGGUCAAGUUUUUUUUUUUUGCACAUAUAAAGUUAUGCAUUUCGAAUUCUAGCUUUUAGCCCAUGAUUAUUUGACAAAAUUGAAAAGAAAUUAACAAACUGUUUAAGAAUGCCAUUUAUAAAAAAGAAAUCGUGCAAAUAUAAUUGGAAGUGGGUGAAAUACCAUGACUGACGUUAAAAAUCGCAAUUAAGCAAAUUGAAUGAUCGGCUUCCAUUACAUUUCUUAAUCAUCUCAACCAGGCCCCUGAAUCCAUGUAGGUUUUCUUGAAUUAAUCAAUAGGUGGCGAUAGUGCAACAGGUCACUGU